Penicillium verrucosum is the source of this 204-nucleotide messenger RNA. RefSeq lists its product as uncharacterized. NCBI's taxonomy places the organism in Eukaryota, Fungi, Ascomycota, Eurotiomycetes, Eurotiales, Aspergillaceae. Bases 1 to 204 code for a protein of 67 amino acids. The record is from RefSeq and is a predicted model, not a curated record. The transcript is spliced from 2 exons.
AUGGAGGCUCUCCGCCAGAAACUUUCGAUCAAGGGAACUCAAGAAGACACCCAUUUCCGGGCUUCCAAUCCCCUAUCAACGAGGCCAAGUCGUGGCCACGGCAAGGUCAGUCAGCAAUGUGCAUUUGGACUAUGUCUCGGUCUCGAAAGUGUCAUCACCUCCUCCGUGCGGUUGGACAUGCCCUUCACUUUCCGAAUGACCUAA